CCAGAGAUCUUUUUGACACUGUCACGGACGAAGCGUAAUGUGUCGUAAUGCGAUCGUAGUGUAAAAAUUUAUAUCAUUUCGGCAUUGGUGUCAAUACGUCGAUUACGUAACUCAGAUUGACGUAAUGUCAAUUACAAAAACGUCAUAAUGUUUCGAAUGCGAGUGAAUAAGACCCUUAUAUUUCUUCCUCGUCGGAAAUGAGCAGAAUAAGUGAGCAGAAUAGUAUAAACAUACAAAUGACAGAGGGUAAGAACACCGAGACGAUGUCGUUCUGCGUGGACAUUGUCACCGAGGAUUCCUUCUACGAGAAUCUGACCCUCGGCGUGGUCAAGAUCCUCGAGAACUCGCCAUGCGUGAGAAACGUGCGGGUCGAGAGGCGAAACGGCUGCGAAUUCGGUGCCAUCACCAACUGGGAGCAACGCCAUUGCUGCGCGCUUCCUGAGGAUAUCCGGAAUUUUUACGCCUCCAUCGAUGGUUUCCUGCUGCAGUGGAAUCUUGAUAUAGCAGGCGAGGAAUUCGCAGUAGGUCGUAUGGAGAUCGGUGGUCUUUCGUCGCUGAAGAGAUAUGUCGGCAAGGAUCGGCAGGCGGGAUCGUCGACGCAGGACUCGUCAGGAAUCCAAGCGGGGAACGUCACCGCAGAGUCGCAGGAUACCAUGUUUGCCGGGGACUCGCGCGACUGCAAGCUCUUCGAGAUCGGUCAGUGCUUUCCAGGCCCCGAAAACGGUAGGAUCUAUUUGGCAUAUCGCUCUAAACAGGAACAGGAUUCGCCGAGUAUCUGGCUCCAUCGCGGCAGCGGCUGGUACAAUCUGGCUGACAAUUUUACCACAUACUUCCGUAUGAUGCUGGUCCAUCUGGGCCUGCCGCUGUGGCAGUGUUGCGUCGUCGGCUUAGCUCUGCCUACCUGGGUCGAGCAAGCGUAUUUUCUGAUCGGGCCUCAUCUACUACCGUCCACCGUCGAGCCUACCGAGUCCGUGUCUGCUUCAUUGUGGAACAACGGACCCAUUAAUGUUCUUGAUCCAGGUAUCUUCAAGGCCAAGGACAGUAAGCAGAGGAACGCUCGUAAAAAGUGAGCUUGUUUCACUAAUGGCACUUGAAACUUUGAACAAAAGCAGGGUUCCGCUCAAAAUCAAGCUGACAAUAAGAGAAAUUUGUAAUUUUUAUGGCCUUUGUAGAUUCCCAGCAGAUACCGCAACACAGUAGAGUGCUCUUCCCUCUAUUUUGUCAUUACGUAUAUGAAUGUAUGUGAUAUGUUAGUACGAGUACAUAUCAAACAGUGAGAAAUGGAUUUUCUCGACAUGUAUCCAGCUGUGUAUAACACAAUAAAUAAUCAAGCGUUCUAGAGCUAAUAAACUAUAAA
Molecule: messenger RNA, 1357 nt
Organism: Vollenhovia emeryi
Lineage: Eukaryota; Metazoa; Arthropoda; Insecta; Hymenoptera; Formicidae
Product: tubulin polyglutamylase complex subunit 2
Exons: 3
Coding region: 198-1070 (290 amino acids)
Biological process (GO): protein polyglutamylation
Source: RefSeq, a predicted model, not a curated record